AUGGCCAGAUCCGAUCGAUAUAUAAAUAUGAAAAAUGCUGGCAGCGUCAUUCUUUUGAAUCGUCUGAUAUUACCUCAAUCAAAGCAAAUAGACCAGACAUGGGCUGAAAUAACAAUGUCAACUGAUAAUAAUGGCCUUAAUCAAUCAACGACAGCAAAAGAGCAAAUGAAAGAAAAUAAUGAUAUUCUUUUCUCUGGUAUCAGUAUUCUUUCAUACAAUUUAUAUUUAAGACCAUUUCCACCGUUUUUCAAUGGACAACGUCUGCGAUCUCACUUGAUACCUUAUCAUACAAAAGAUUACGAUAUUGUUGUAUUUCAAGAAGUGUUUGAUAAACACUCACGAUCUCAACUGCAAUUAAAAUUACAUGAAUAUGGUUUUUUAUUUAUGAGUCAAACAGUUGGCUAUGGUGGUCUAUUUAAAGUCAAUGGUGGAAUAUUUAUAGCAUCGAAAUUUCCUAUUGAACAACAGCAAUAUCGUGCAUUUCGGGAUGCAUGUAGUGGUUUUGAUUGUUUUGCUGAUAAAAGUAUUUUGUAUACGAAAAUUCAGUUCAAUCAAACAUUCUUCGUACACAUAUUUGGCACACAUUUGCAAGCUAAACUUGGCAGACAAAAAACUCGCAUUAGAACAAGACAAAUCGAUAUAAUAAAACAAUUUAUUGAUACACUAAAUAUUUCUUCGAAUGAACCGGUUAUUAUAGCUGGUGAUUUCAAUAUUGACCGUUUCCUUCAACCAGAUGAAUAUUUAAAUAUGUUAUCUGUAUUAAAUAUUAAAAUUCCUCCAUAUAUCGGUGAAUAUAGUUUUACAUUUGAUAGUAGAACUAAUGAUCUUAUUGGUAUUCGUCAUUCCGAUCAUAAACAAGAAUGUAUUGAUUAUGUUUUUUAUUCUAAAAUGCAUCUACAACCAAAAUUAUCGUAUCAACGUAUUUUACAACCAAAAACAUUUCAAGCAUGGAAAGAAUUUAAUUUUGAACAGGAUUAUUAUGAUUUAUCUGACCAUUAUCCUGUACUCAGUUAUUAUGAAUUUUAG
Molecule: messenger RNA, 1026 nt
Organism: Didymodactylos carnosus
Lineage: Eukaryota; Metazoa; Rotifera; Eurotatoria; Philodinida; Philodinidae
Source: the annotation of a GenBank genome assembly